Molecule: messenger RNA, 423 nt
Organism: Rotaria sp. Silwood1
Lineage: Eukaryota; Metazoa; Rotifera; Eurotatoria; Philodinida; Philodinidae
Source: the annotation of a GenBank genome assembly
AUGACAUAUAGAAAAUUAACUGUUGUACAAAAAGAUACAUCUAUUAUCAUAGCCUUAACUAGUCUUAAUCAACUUUGUACUUAUCGAACUGUUUCGAUACAUAGGAAUAAUGACAAUCGAGUACCAUUGCAACAUCCAGCUACAACACCCCAAAGAUGUAUAUAUCAACAUCGUGGUGGUGUUCAUAGUGGUAAUCAACAUAAUUAUGAAAACACAAAUAAGAGUUUUCAUCAAUUGAGUUUAGUAAAAGAAAUAACAGCUGCAGCAAUGAAAAUUCCGCCACCUAAGGCAUUAUCACAAUGUCAUAUUGUUGCAACAGCAGUAACAACAACUGAUAAUAAUACUAAACAACCAUUUAUAGUUAAUCAAACUGAUGACAAUCAAUCACAACAAAGUCGACAACAACUUAACACCACUGCAUGA